Messenger RNA from Colletotrichum paranaense, 321 nucleotides. RefSeq lists its product as uncharacterized. The transcript has a single exon. Lineage: Eukaryota; Fungi; Ascomycota; Sordariomycetes; Glomerellales; Glomerellaceae. The coding region runs from base 1 to 321 and encodes 106 amino acids. The record is from RefSeq and is a predicted model, not a curated record.
AUGCCCAACACCGUUGCACGGAUGAUGGGCCAGCUUUUUCAGUGGCCCUUCAUCUUAUCUCCCGCGACUUGCAGGCCCUUCAUGUACGGGACCUUUUCGACCUUUUCUUCCCGUUUCCAUUUCCCAGCCAGCUGGGCAACUCUACGGACGCCAAGCCGAGCUAACAAGGUUGCUUUGCUUUUCCUGCAGGGCGGUGCAACGCCCAAGCGAGGAACCCCAACCAUGACUCGGCCUUGUUUGGGGAGUUGGGAACUUGGGACUGGAGUUCUUGGCCGUGAAUCUUGGCAAUCAAAACGGGAUGAACAUGAAUGGAGUUGUUAG